Messenger RNA from Scaptodrosophila lebanonensis, 1264 nucleotides. RefSeq names its product L-lactate dehydrogenase B chain-like. Gene Ontology annotation, molecular function: L-lactate dehydrogenase (NAD+) activity. The record is from RefSeq and is a predicted model, not a curated record. Bases 29 to 1099 code for a protein of 356 amino acids. Gene Ontology annotation, biological process: carboxylic acid metabolic process. The transcript has 2 exons. NCBI's taxonomy places the organism in Eukaryota, Metazoa, Arthropoda, Insecta, Diptera, Drosophilidae.
UACAAAUUUGUGAAAAACGUUUUUAGGCAUGUUAGCUCAAUGGUCCCAUCGCUGUAUGACACGCUUUGUCUGCAAACGUGAGUUUAGUGAUGAAUGCCCACCACCCCCCACCAAAUUCCAGACCAAGCACCUAAAGGAAAUCGGGAAGAGGCAGCAUGAUGAAAAAAUCAGUGUGGUGGGUGUGGGUCAAGUGGGCAUCGCUUGUAGCGCAUUUAUACUCCAACGCCGCCUGACCAAUCAUCUGGUGUUUAUGGAUAUACGUAAAGAUUGGAUUAAAGCCGAGGCUCUGGAUUUUUUGCACGCAUCAAGCACCACUGGCUCACAAAAGAUAACAGCCACUGUGGAUGGCAAAGAGAUGGCUGGCUCCAAAUAUGUGGUAAUCACAACCGGUUUGCGUCCGACGAAGGACCAAUCCAGAUUGGAUGUGGCACAAAAGACAACAGAUAUGAUAGUCAAGAUUAUGCCGCCCUUGUUGGAAUACUGUCCAAAUGCCACAUUCAUCGUAGUAUCGAAUCCAGCAGACGUUAUAACGUGGCUGAUACAAAAAUUGGGGAAAUUACCAAAGCAUCGCUGCCUUUCGACCGGCUGCCAUCUAGACUCGCUGCGGUUCCGGUACUUCAUAUCGAAGCGUCUGGGCGUGGCUCCAUCUGCUGUGGAAGGCUACAUUAUUGGCGAGCACGGAAAUAGUUCGGUGCCCGUGUGGUCGAGCGUCAUGGUGGGUGGCAUUGCGUUGCUUCGAAUAAUGCCGGACAUCGGCACAGAAUCUGACAAAGAAAAGUGGUCCAAAGUGCACGAGCAGGUGGUGAAGGGUGCCUCGACCGUUUCGUCCAUCAAAACGUAUACGAACUGGGCCAUUGGGAUGACCGUUUCGGAUGUUAUUUCGGCACUGAAGGAUAACAGCGGCCGCAUUCUGUCCGUGGCAACGGACGUGCAGGGGUUUAUGGGCAUUGAGGAUAGCGUGGUGCUAUCGCUUCCUUGCAUUCUUACCUCGGACGGUAUUGCGCAAGUCGUGGAGUUGCCUCUAACUGAUUUUGAGAAGGAUAUGCUGAAGAAAUCAGUGGACACGCUGAUUAAGGCGCAGUGCUCGAUUAAAUUUUAACUAAUAAAUGUUCCAGGUUGUUCUCGGUCUACCUGCUGAGAAUCGGGCUUCAAGGGCCAUUUUGUUUAGACCAGAAAUAGCUACACACUUUCAAAAACGCAUGGCCCUUAAUAAGCUAAAAACUCAAUUCUAACAAAAAGCAGACAUAUCGACUAACCCAUGUUU